UGCCGGACGAAUUGUCGGCAACUUGGACCGGCGCCGACGCCGUUGUCCUGCCGCCGCCGUCAAGAUGUACCGUAUCCCUUCCACCGACGACAAAAAAAGAGACAGAUCUCUUUCCAUGUCGUUGUCGUCGUCGAGCUAUGUGAGUCCUCAGCGUCGACAGCCCAAGAAGAAACCAAUGCUCGAUCGUCGAUCCACUCUGCUCGAUUUGUCGACGAGCCAAUCGCCCAGGUUUCCCUUCGACGCAGCGGCAGCAGCAGCAGUGGACAAUGACUACCCCGAGACGCCAGAGUACUUUCGUCAACAGCGUAACAAGCGUAUUCCCACUGUGCCGCGCGUGUCGCCACUCCACGCCAAAGCCAUGCCGUCAUCGUCGUCAUCAGCCCCGUCGCCAUUGUUCAAGGCGGCGGACCAGCAGUCGUUCUUACAGUCCCGUGUGCAUUCUCUCACCCAGGCCCUGAUCAAGUCGAACCAGCAUCACAAACGAACGCAAGAGCAUUUGACAUGGGCGCUGGAAGAGCACGCGAUGGUGCAGUUGGAGAAGCAGCAACUCCAAGCCCAGUUGAGUCGCGUGAUGGCGUUGCAACAUGGAAAAGAACUCGAUCGAGCGCCGCCGCCCAUGCCUUCCUUUGACGAAAACGAUGACAGCGACGUGGACAUGAUGCAGGACAUCCAAGGCGACGACCGCGCGACGGAGCAAUCCGUUGGCAUGAUCCAGUCGACGGCGGCGCUGGCCCAGCACCUUCGCCAGGACAACGACGCCCUCAAAGCCGCGUUUUCGUCCCACGUGAUGGAAAUGCAACGCGCGAUGACCCAGAUGACGAUCUCAUUGCAUCAAGCUCAAGCUCGGAACACCCUGCUCGCGCAUUCCGACGCGGACGUGGCGGCAUUGAGAGCCACUUGUGCGUCGCUGCACGCGGACCGCAAGCGUUUGCACAACACGAUCCAGGAACUGAGAGGCAACAUUCGCGUGUAUUGCCGCGUUCGACCGGUGCUGAAGCUCCAACAUGGGGCAUGUGCCGCCAUCCGUGUGGAAUCAGAUACGCGGGUCGUGGUGACCCAGCACAGCCCGAACGGGUCGACCGUGUCGCAGGACACGGUGUUCGACGUGGACAAAGUGUUUGAUCAGCACCACUCUCAGCACGACGUGUUUACGGAAGUGCAGCCGUUGAUUACGUCCGCGUUGGACGGGUACAACGUGUGUGUGCUCGCGUACGGACAAACUGGAUCAGGGAAGACCCACACGAUGCUGGGCAGUCUUGAAAGCGAUGUGGACCGGGGUCUGAGUCCGCGCGUGUUUGGCCAAGUGUUUGCGCAGUGCCACGACAACCAAUCUGACAUCGAAAUGCACUUGUCCGUGUUGGAAGUGUACAAUGAAAAAGUGAUGGACCUAGUGCACCCAUCGCCCGUGCCUCUCGACGUCCGCGUCGACAAAAAGCUCGGCGUGACCGUCCCCCAUCGCACGUGGGUGGCCGUAUCUAGCGUGGAUGAGUGCAUGCUCGUGAUGGAAAAGGCACUGCGACACCGUGCGGUGGCGUCCAACGACUUGAACGCUACGAGCUCUCGGUCACAUUGCAUCACGUCACUUCAAGUUCGACGGACGAAUUCCAGCAAGUCACUCAGUGGGGGCAGUGUCGUGGUGGAAUCGAAAAUCAAUUUGGUCGAUCUGGCAGGAUCCGAACGUCUCGGGUCGUCCAAUUCGGAAGGCGACAGGCGCAGCGAGGCGCAACACAUCAACAAAUCGCUCCUGGCGCUGCGCCACGUGCUACUGCAGCUGAAAAACAAACAAGAGUACGUGUCGUACCGAGACAGCAAACUCACGCUGUUGCUCCAAGACGCCAUCGGGGGGCACGCCAAGACGCUGCUGGUUGUGUGUGUGAAUCCAUCGGGGGCGUGCGCGCACGAGUCCAAGUGCUCGCUGGCGUUUGGCGAACGGGCCAAUGCAGUCGAGCUCGGCCGCGCCAAGCAGCACAUUACCAGCAGCACGUCGUUGGUUCGUGGAAACAACAGAAAGCCCUAACGGUCGUAUUCAUACCCACCCACUGCUCGUGUCGAUGGGCAAGUUGCGGUGGUGGUGGCUUGCUAAAAAUAACGAUAACAUCAAAGUCUGCUACAAUCG
Messenger RNA from Aphanomyces astaci, 2116 nucleotides. RefSeq lists its product as hypothetical. Gene Ontology annotation, biological process: microtubule-based movement. NCBI's taxonomy places the organism in Eukaryota, Oomycota, Saprolegniomycetes, Saprolegniales, Verrucalvaceae. Bases 65 to 2017 code for a protein of 650 amino acids. Gene Ontology annotation, molecular function: microtubule binding; ATP binding; microtubule motor activity. The record is from RefSeq and is a predicted model, not a curated record. The transcript is spliced from 10 exons.